AUGGCGAAUGCUAAUGACCCAUGGAGUUUGCUGCAUGCCAUGAAGUGGGCCUCUGAGAAGGUGUCCAAGGCCCACAAGCAAAAGAACCAGAGGCUGAAGCAGGCCAAAGAAGCAGCUCAGACUGAAAUUGAACAAUACUGCCUGCAAAGAGAAAAGGAGUUCAAGGCCAUGGAAGAUGUGGCUCUGGGAUCCCCAGGCAGCUGCAGCAUGGAAGUGGAGAAGGAGGCCCACGAGAAGAUGACCAUCCUCCAGAUCUUCUUCCAGCAGAACAGGGAUGAAGUCCUGCAGCACCUCUUGGCCUUUGUCUUUGACACCUGGCCAGAAAUGCAUGAAAAUGGAUAGGGGAGGAAGGAGUGGUUCCAUGCAUGGAUUGGCAUUUUAAAUGCCUUCAUGGAAUAUGAUGCACCAAGCUUGAGUUUCAUUCUUGGGAAAAGGCAUUAAAUUAUUUCUGUAUAUUCACAGUAGGGUCUUUUGCUUUUUGGAGAAUAGCAAAUCUAGCUUCUUUGUACAAACUUAGAGCUUACCCAAAGAUUUUCUUUUACCUCGUGUUUCUUAGAAAUGUAAUGUGUAGGGUGCCUAGGUUGCUCAGUCAGUUCAGCGUCUGCCUUUGGCUCAGGUCAUG
Zalophus californianus (California sea lion) is the source of this 622-nucleotide messenger RNA. Its product is annotated as V-type proton ATPase subunit G 1-like. Gene Ontology annotation, biological process: proton transmembrane transport. Gene Ontology annotation, molecular function: proton-transporting ATPase activity, rotational mechanism. Gene Ontology annotation, cellular component: vacuolar proton-transporting V-type ATPase complex. The record is from RefSeq and is a predicted model, not a curated record. Bases 1 to 342 code for a protein of 113 amino acids. Lineage: Eukaryota; Metazoa; Chordata; Mammalia; Carnivora; Otariidae. The transcript has 2 exons.